Tilletiaria anomala UBC 951 is the source of this 1647-nucleotide messenger RNA. RefSeq names its product glycoside hydrolase family 5 protein. NCBI's taxonomy places the organism in Eukaryota, Fungi, Basidiomycota, Exobasidiomycetes, Georgefischeriales, Tilletiariaceae. Gene Ontology annotation, molecular function: glucan endo-1,6-beta-glucosidase activity. Gene Ontology annotation, biological process: glucan catabolic process. The transcript is spliced from 2 exons. Bases 1 to 1647 code for a protein of 548 amino acids. Gene Ontology annotation, cellular component: extracellular region; cell surface. The record is from RefSeq and is a predicted model, not a curated record.
AUGAACAAGCUGCUGAGAAAAGUUGGCUCCAAGUUGCAGCAAGUCGAUAUCGGUCAGAAGCAAGGUGCUUCAGCAAGUCCCGCCAGCGCGUCAUUUGACAUUACAGCCGUCAGCGGCUUGCCUUCCCAGGUGCUCCAUUAUCGCUUCCGGAAGCAGCGUGGUGUCAAUCUAGGCUCCUGGUUCUCCCUUGAAACAUGGCUCACGCCGUCACUCUUCGCCGGUAUCGACGGUGCCAAAAGCGAAUUCGAUCUGGUCAGCAGCUCUUCUGGCGGCAAGCUCUCUUCACAAGAUGUAUCCGCACGCUUGAAUCAUCACUGGGGAAAUUUCAUCAACGAUGGAGACUGGAUAUGGAUUAAGGAACAUGGAAUUAACACCGUUCGCCUGCCCAUCGCAUACUUUCAUUUCCUGCCAGCCGUCGCACCGCAUUUGAUGCAAGGCACAGAAUACGAACCGUACGCCGCCAUCUACGAGCCUGCCUGGGGACACGUCAAGCGAGCGAUCGAGACGGCAGGGAGGUAUAGCAUCGGAGUAAUGGUCGACCUGCACGGCUGUCCCGGUGCACAAGGUACAGACGGCCACACGGGUCUGUCGAACGGCAGCGCAGGUAUGUGGGACGGAUCUCGCGCUUCCUUCAACCAAGCUCGCACAAUCGAAAUUCUGGUUGAGCUCAUCCGAGCUAUUGGCUCAUAUGAAAAUGUGAUCGGCCUAGAGCUAAUGAACGAGCCGAGGAAUAGUGGCCGCCUAGCAGGCUUUUAUGAUGAAGCCAUCCAUGCGAUCCGUGGGUGCUCGCCAGAUCCAAAAGUUGCAAGCCUGCCGCUUUACUUGAGCGACAGUUGGGAUUUGAACUACUACAGCGCAAAAUUCGGCUCCUCAAGGCAAAAGGGAGGCCCUGCAAACAUGCUUGUCAUUGAUCACCACUUGUACCGUGUCUUCACGCCGCAAGACGCGGCCAAGAGCUCCAGCGAUCACGCUAAGGGCUGUCGACACGGCGGCGGCACGGCGCAAUGGAUGAAAGACAUGGCUGCGAAAGCAGACGGGAAUAUCGUCAUCGGCGAAUGGUCUAGCGCGCUGCACCACAUCUCGUUCCGUGGUGGCGAUCACCAAGCGCAGCAAAAAGACUGGGGACACAGCCAAUUGGACAUGUACGAGAAGCACUGUGCAGGGUACUAUUUCUGGACACUCAAGAAGGAGGGCAACAAGGACCUCGGAUGGUGCCUGUACUCUGCCAUUGAGCAAGGCGUGCUACCCUCCAACUUGGCGAUGUUCGCACUGGGCAGCGGCCGCAACCAGCACCAGUCGCGCGAGGAACUCGAGCGAGUCGGUGUGCAGGAGUGUCAGAGCAAGUUCGGAGGACACAAGGCUUACUGGCGAAAGCAUGGCGGCAGCGGCAGUGCUGAGGGCGGGCCCUACGAGCACUGGCGCUAUGAAGCAGGCUUCCAGGCUGGUUGGGUUGACAGCCUGGAUUUUUGGUUUGCGUCGCAGUGGAGUGGUGGAGAAGACCAUCAGCUGAUUGGAUACAAGCACAACCUCAUGCUGCUUCGCCUGGCGCAGCAUGCCAGGGAGAAAGGAGGGAGCAGGUUCGGGUGGGAAUUCGAGCAUGGGUUCAACGCUGCGCUUCAGGCUUUUGAUGGGUACAUCCGCAGAUGA